Molecule: messenger RNA, 1139 nt
Organism: Didymodactylos carnosus
Lineage: Eukaryota; Metazoa; Rotifera; Eurotatoria; Philodinida; Philodinidae
Source: the annotation of a GenBank genome assembly
AUAAAAAUGUUUGACUCUGAUACAAAUGUAAUUAUUAUCAAUACGAAUGGUAAAAAAUAUGGAAUAUUAACUGUUCAAGUUGGACAUGACGAUUGUGUAAGUUACUAACAGAUUCUGACGGAAAAGACACGAUAUUUACUCGUAUUUAUAUUUUGUAGGAAACCUUUCAAAUAACAACAUUGAGAGGUGAUAUUAGACGAGAUGGUCGUUCUAUUACUGUAGAAUUUACAAAUGAUUGGAAAGUUGAUUGUAGUCAUCGUGAUCUGACAAUAAAUAGUUUAUCGAUGAAUUUCAAUGGAAUUAUAUAUGAUUAUUGUAAUGGUGUUCACGAUUUGAACGAUAAACGAGUAAAAUUUAUCGGUGAACCAAAUUUAAGAAUUCAAGAAGAUCCCAUUCGAGCUCUAAGAUAUUUUAGAUUUUUUGGUCGUCUCGCUGAAAAUCCUCAUGUUCAUGAUGCUGAAACAUUGGAAGCUAUUCGGAAAUAUAGUUCUGGACUAAAAGAUGUUCCUGGUGAAAAAUUAUGGAUUGAAUUGCGUCAGAUUGCCGAAGAUCGUUUCGCUGGUCCGAUCAUCAACGUAAUGUUACAACAAAAUAUUGGAUCUUACUUGGGUUUACCAUCAGUUUCAUCACAAUUAUUUGAACUUGAAAACAGAUGGUUAAGAAUGCGUAAUCAUCAUCCAAAUGCAUUGACAGUAUUAGCCACACUUUUCGAUAAUCUUACCGAGCUGGAUAUAUUUGGUAAAAGAAUGCGUUUCUCUAAUCAAUAUAAACGUUCCGGUCAAUUUUUAAUUAUGUAUCGUAAUAAAAUUCAUCCAAUAUUUGAUAGUGAUGAUUGUUUAAAACCUUAUAAGGAUUUAUGUGUUGAUUUAUCAGAUAUCGACGAUUCAUCAAUUAAAGAAAGAAUAAUUGAAUUACUAAAAUAUCAGGGAUACAUUUAUCUUAUUGAUGAGAUGAAACAAUGGCAAAUGCCUAUUUUUCCUAUUACAUCAGUUGUACUUCAAAGAAAUGGUUUAACAAGACGAUGUAAAUUCAAUAUGAUUAUAAAUCAAUUAAAAAAAAUAUGGAAAGAAUCAAAUUACUUAAAAACGGAAGAUAACUUAAUUAAUGAAGGUUUUCAACAAGGUUUAUUAUAUUUGUGA